This is a messenger RNA of Lemur catta (Ring-tailed lemur), 2273 nucleotides long. RefSeq names its product CDC like kinase 4 (gene CLK4). Gene Ontology annotation, cellular component: nucleus. The transcript has 13 exons. Gene Ontology annotation, molecular function: protein tyrosine kinase activity; ATP binding. NCBI's taxonomy places the organism in Eukaryota, Metazoa, Chordata, Mammalia, Primates, Lemuridae. The coding region runs from base 184 to 1632 and encodes 482 amino acids. The record is from RefSeq and is a predicted model, not a curated record. Gene Ontology annotation, biological process: protein phosphorylation; regulation of RNA splicing.
GAGCGCGCGAGGCUCUGUCACGCAGGCGCGUUCGCACGGCGUAGGUGGCGCCAGAGGCCGCCUUGGGGGUUGUGGGGCGAAGGCGCUGUCGCCAUUUUGUAGGGUGUUUGUCGCAGCUAUUGGAGAGGGGAGACGGCGGUUUGGCGACAUUUCUCCGCCAAAGGGCCGUUUGCUUUUGCGGAGAUGCGGCAUUCCAAACGAACUCACUGCCCUGAUUGGGAUAGCAGAGAAAGCUGGGGACAUGAAAGCUACAGUGGAAGUCACAAACGAAAGAGGAGAUCUCACAGUAGUACACAAGAGAACAGGCAUUGUAAACCCCAUCACCAAUUUAAAGAAUCUGAUUGUCAUUAUUUAGAAGCAAGGUCCUUGAAUGAGAGAGAUUAUCGGGACCGGAGAUACAUUGAUGAAUACAGGAAUGACUACUGUGAAGGAUAUGUUCCUAGACAUUAUCACAGAGACAUUGAAAGCAGUUAUCGAAUCCACUGCAGUAAGUCUUCAGUCCGAAGCAGGAGAAGCAGUCCUAAAAGGAAGCCUAAUAGACACUUUGGUUCAAGUCAUCAUUCACGUUCGAAGAGCCACCGAAGGAAAAGAUCCAGGAGUAUAGAGGAUGAUGAGGAGGGUCACCUGAUCUGUCAAAGUGGAGACGUUCUAAGAGCAAGAUAUGAAAUUGUGGACACUUUGGGUGAAGGAGCCUUUGGCAAAGUUGUAGAGUGCAUUGAUCAUGGCAUGGAUGGCAUGCAUGUAGCAGUGAAAAUUGUAAAAAAUGUAGGCCGUUACCGUGAAGCAGCUCGUUCAGAAAUCCAAGUAUUAGAGCAUUUAAAUAGUACUGAUCCCAACAGUGUCUUCCGAUGUGUCCAGAUGCUAGAGUGGUUUGAUCAUCAUGGUCAUGUUUGUAUUGUGUUUGAACUGCUGGGACUUAGUACCUAUGAUUUCAUUAAAGAAAACAGCUUUCUGCCAUUUCAGAUUGACCACAUCAGGCAGAUGGCAUAUCAGAUCUGCCAAUCAAUAAAUUUUUUGCAUCAUAAUAAAUUAACCCAUACAGAUUUGAAGCCUGAAAACAUUUUAUUUGUGAAGUCUGACUACGUAGUCAAAUAUAAUUCUAAAAUGAAACGUGAUGAACGCACACUGAAAAGCACAGAUAUCAAAGUUGUUGACUUUGGAAGUGCAACGUAUGAUGAUGAACAUCACAGUACUUUGGUAUCUACACGGCACUACAGAGCUCCAGAGGUCAUUUUGGCUUUAGGUUGGUCUCAGCCUUGUGAUGUUUGGAGCAUAGGUUGCAUUCUCAUUGAAUAUUACCUUGGUUUCACAGUCUUUCAGACUCAUGAUAGUAAAGAGCACCUGGCAAUGAUGGAACGAAUAUUAGGACCCCUACCACCACACAUGAUCCAGAAAACAAGAAAACGCAAGUAUUUUCACCAUAAUCAGCUAGAUUGGGAUGAACAUAGUUCUGCUGGUAGAUAUGUUAGGAGACGCUGCAAACCAUUAAAGGAAUUUAUGCUUUGUCAUGAUGAAGAACAUGAAAAACUGUUUGACCUGGUUCGAAGAAUGUUAGAAUAUGAUCCAACUAAAAGAAUUACUCUGGAUGAAGCAUUGCAGCAUCCUUUUUUUGACUUAUUAAAAAGAAAAUAAAAUGGAAAUCAGUGGUCUUACUAUAUACUUCUCUAGAAGAAAUUACUUAAGACUGUGUCAGUCAACUAAACAUUCUAAUAUUUUUGUAAACACUAAAUUAUUUUGUACAGUUAAGUGUAAAUACUGUGUGUAUGUUUUGUAUCCAUAGUAUCAUUAUCUUGUUAAGCAAGUAUGGUCUUGACAAUGAAUGAAAUAUAAAAGUUAAAAUUAAUUUUUCUUGAGAUUGAUUACAGUUUUUAAUGACCUUUGGAAUAUCCUUUGUGUCCAGUGAUAAAUGUGAUUGAUCUUGUCUUUUGUACAUGGAGAUCAACUCAGAAGUGAUUUUUUUUGAGUAAAAGAAAAUCUUGACUACUUCAUAAUCUUAAAUGAAUAUUCUUUAUAUACCUCAAAUUUAGAACUUUUCUUAAUUUUAGAAGUUUUUUCUAUAAUUGUUGAACGGGUAAUAAUUAUUAUCAACUCUAGAUAAGCAGGUAUUGGAAACCAAAACCCAUAGAAAAUGUUCACUGUUAGAAUUUUAUUAAAUUGUAAGUAUUGUGUUCUGUUUCAUUUGGUGAUGUCAGUGGGGUAAGUAGACAUUCAUGGAAAGGCAUCCAGUUUGCCCACUGGGACAAGUUGUUUAAUAAAACCACAUAUACACUUCA